AUGGAUGUGGUAUUGGGCACCGAAGACGUCAUCUCGCUCGAUUCUAAGAUGAAACUAGCACACGCCUUGUCUCAACAGCAUAAGAACAGGGAAUCAGAAAUACUGUUACCAUUUUUACUUUACAGCCAGGGGGGGGAAUCAGAUGAAGUAGGUCAGCUGUUACAGGAGUUGGUCCGGCCACAAGAGAAGGCGCUGGGUACUCAAGACAGUGGGAUGCACCGAACUAAACAUUUGCUAGCAAUGACACUAUGGGAGCGAGAGUGGUAUGCAGAGGCAGAACGAAUACUGAAACAGCUCAUACAGCAACGGAAAGGGGUUGAAAAUGCCGAUUGUGACGAUAACCUUGCGAGCAAACAUAUGCUUGCAGUGACGCUCUACAUGCAUGGGCUGCACGCCGAAGCAGAGCGAAUGUUGCAGAAGGUGGUACAGCAGCGAGAGUUAUUGCUCGGUUUGGGUCAUGAGGACACAAUUGAGAGUAAAAGGUGGUUGGCAGCCAUGCGUGACAGACGGGUUAAGCCCACAGAGAGACGGCAUUUAUCCUCGCAAUCGGUUCAGGGACCACAGAAAGUUCUGACAAUUCAUUAUGAGAGUAAUUCUGCAAGAAAAUAG
Messenger RNA from Bipolaris maydis ATCC 48331, 609 nucleotides. The record is from RefSeq and is a predicted model, not a curated record. Lineage: Eukaryota; Fungi; Ascomycota; Dothideomycetes; Pleosporales; Pleosporaceae.